This is a messenger RNA of Acanthosepion pharaonis, 1053 nucleotides long. The record is from the annotation of a GenBank genome assembly. NCBI's taxonomy places the organism in Eukaryota, Metazoa, Mollusca, Cephalopoda, Sepiida, Sepiidae.
AUGUUUCCUUACAAGCACGCCGACAACAUGCCACUGAGAUCUCUCCACUUUCUAAAUAUCUCUCAAUCUUUUUCUUUCUCUCUCUCUCUCUCUCCCUCUCUCUCUUUCUUGCCGAACAAUUCGUUCCCUUAUAAACCCUCUCUUUUUACUUAUUACCUAUCAGUCUCUUUCUACUUCUCUUACGCUUUCCUUUUGUCAAACAUUUUUAUUCUCUUAUUCAUCCAUUCCCUAUUUCAAUUUAUCUCAUUCUCUUUCCUCUUUUGUCUUCACCUCUUCAUCUUUCUUUCUGAUUUUACUUUCCCCCGACAUAUUACUCUCUCUUUAAUAUUUCUUUCCCGCUCUUAUUUUUUCUCUCUUUCCUUUUCUCUCCGUCUCUUUCUUUUACUGUCUCUAUUUCUUUAUUUCUUUUUCUCUCAAUCACCUUCUCUAUGUCUCUUUAAUAUGUUUUUUUUCUGUCUCUCGUUUUCUCUGUUUUUGUCUCUUUUUCAUCGCCUAUCUGUUUCUUUUUAUUUCUCCAUCUCUUUCUCGGAAAUUUUCACCAUCUUCUCUGUUCCUUCCAUCUGCCGGUCUGUCUGUCUCUCUCUCUCUCUCUUUUCUUUCUUUUCCUUUCUCUCUUUUUCUCUCUUUACUUUUCUCUCAUGUCUUUCACUAACUUUCUUUAAUAUAUUUCUUCCUUUCUCUAGUUUUCUCUCCUUUUCUCUCUUUCUCAUUGCCUAUCUGUCUCUCUUUCUGUGUCUCUGUCGCUCUUCUCCGACAUUUUCAUCAUCAUCUGUGUCCAUUCUAUCUGUCUGUGUCUCUCUUUCCCUCUUUCCUUUUCUCUUUCUCUCUUUCUCUUUCUCUCCUCCCCCUCUCUCUAUGUGUCUCUUUCCUUUUCUUUCGGCCUCUCUCUUUUACUAUCGUUUUGAUCAUCUUCCAUGUCCCUUCUAUCUGCUUGACUAUCUGUCUGUCUUUUACCCUUCGCCACUGCCUGUCUCUUCCCCCUUCCCCCUCUCUCUCUUUCUCUCACUCUCUCUCUUUCUCUCUCUCUUUUACGUUGUCCCAUUGCAUGUCUAA